This is a messenger RNA of Wallemia ichthyophaga EXF-994, 669 nucleotides long. RefSeq lists its product as uncharacterized. NCBI's taxonomy places the organism in Eukaryota, Fungi, Basidiomycota, Wallemiomycetes, Wallemiales, Wallemiaceae. The record is from RefSeq and is a predicted model, not a curated record. The transcript has 2 exons. Bases 1 to 669 code for a protein of 222 amino acids.
AUGGCACCGUCGAUUCAUUCUACACUUGCGCUGAGUGAAGUUCACUGGGAUGAUAUCGCUGCUGUCGUUAUAAUAUUCGAUACGUCAUUACCCAUUGAUGACCUCGAUGAAUCUCUCGAGUGUAUAAACAACUACAGCGACUCAAUCCAAGUUAAACUAGCUGUAGGCUUUGGCGAGAGUAAUGAAAGUAAAAACUCAGUUAGCAAUCAAAGCCUUCUCAGCGAUAUUGACAGUGAUUUGGAUUCUCAUUUUAUCGCUCGUCAAGUUGAAUUCAUUGAUCCAAAUUCAUCAGAUCAAGGUGGUUUAAGUAGGGUACAUGACUCACUCAGUACUGUUAUGUGGGAUGGCAUGCAGAUGACUGAUAAUAGUGGCGAAAAUAGUGGCGAUACUAGCGUAAAGGACACCUCGAAGAACACCAUGAAACCUUCAAAGGUUAUAGCUCAAAGUGAUAAUCCAUUCGACGACGACUUUGAUGACAUUCUCAGUGAUCCUUCUGACCCACUCAACACUUCCCAAGACGAUCUAUCACAUCUUCUCUCAAAACUAAACACUAUAUCAGCUAAAGUUCGCUCAAUCGACAACAUCCACGAGCGUCACAGUCUAGCAGAAUUCUUCGCGGAUGACUUAGCUUCGUACCUCAAAUCAGACCAAGAAGAUGAAAUAAAUUAA